Messenger RNA from Saprolegnia parasitica CBS 223.65, 2580 nucleotides. Its product is annotated as TKL protein kinase. Bases 1 to 2580 code for a protein of 859 amino acids. Gene Ontology annotation, molecular function: protein binding; ATP binding; protein kinase activity. Gene Ontology annotation, biological process: protein phosphorylation. The record is from RefSeq and is a predicted model, not a curated record. The transcript has 20 exons. Lineage: Eukaryota; Oomycota; Saprolegniomycetes; Saprolegniales; Saprolegniaceae.
AUGUCAUGGUUCUGGUCUCGGAAGGAUGUGCGCCUGGCGCAGGCCGCGAAGGACGGUAACCUCUAUGACGUGACCAAGCUGCUCGACGCCGGCCUCGACCCCAACAGCUUUGACGAGGAAGGUCAUUCGCCGCUGUACCUGGCGGCGGCCAAGGGCCAUUACGCCGUCGCCUCCGUGCUCUUGCAGGCGCGCGCCGACAUCAACCGAAGCGAUCGCGUGGGCCAGACGCCGCUGCUGAUUGCAGCCUGGUAUGGCCACGACAAGGUCGUUGCGAUCCUAUUGCAGGCCCGCGCAGACGUCAACAAGGGCCGACGGGACGGAUGGACGCCGCUGCACAUCGCGUCCUUCAACGGCCAUGCCGCUGUCGUCGGCCUGCUGCUCCAAGCCCGCGCCGACAUCAACCGUAUCAGCAAGGUGGAUCGAACACCUUUGCAUUUGGCAGCGGUCAAGGGCCAUUUGCGCGUUGUCUCACUCCUCCUCGACGCGAGCGCCGACGUCAACGAGAUCGACACUGUGGGCCAGACGCCGCUGCACAUUGCCGCCUGGAACGGCCACGACAGUGUCGUCCAGCUCCUUCUCCAUGCGCGCGCCGACGUCAACAAGAACGACAAGGCAGGAUGGACGCCCUUGUACGUGGCCUCGGAGAAGGGCCACGUCGCCGUUGUCGCGUUGCUGAUCGCGGCCCACGCGCGCGUCGACCAGCGAAGGGGGUGCGAUGCGUGGACGCCGCUGCACGUCGCAGCCUGUAAUGGGUACGCGGCCGUGGUAUCGCUCCUACUGCAGGCCAGCGCCGAUGUCAACACCACGAGCAAGGCAGGAUGGACGCCCUUGCACUUGGCAGCCGUCAAGGGCCACGCUGCGGUGGUGUCGCUGCUGCUUGGCGCCAACGCCAACGUCAACCAAACCGAUCAUGAAGGUCAGACACCGCUGCACAUCGCAGCCGAGAAGGGACACGCGCCCUUGGUGACCCUCCUCCUCGAAGCCGACGCCGACAUCAACAUCAAGUCCAGGAAUGGCGAGAGCUUGCUGUUCACGGCCGUGCUGAGCCGCAACGCCAAGAUGACGCGCACGCUGAGUGACGCGGGCGCCGACGUCAACAAGUGCGACGAGAGCGGCCGCAGCCCACUCAUUGCCGCCAUCGAGCUCGACCACUUCCCGACUAUCAUUACGCUGCUGCAAGCCAAGGCCGAUGUGAACCAAGGACCACCGGGAGGCAUGACACCGCUCUGCAUGGCCGCCUUCAACGGCCAAGAAGCCAUUACCAGCAUGCUGUUAUCAUGCAACGCCGACGUCAACCUCCCGGGCACCGAUGGACAGAGUCCGCUGCUACUGGCCGUGACCGCGGGCCACAAGGGCAUUGUCGGCAUGCUGCUCGUGGCGGGCGCCGACGUCAACGGCGCCAACGCGCACGGCUACACGCCGCUUGCGCGCGCUACCAUGAACGGCGAUAGCGUGCUUGUCGAGAUGCUGUUGGCAGGCGGGGCCGAUGUCAACCAAACCGACAAGGACGGACGGACAGCGAUUUUUGUGGCCAGCUCCAAGGGCGACGACCCCAUGGUUGACCUCCUCCUCGAGGCGCACGCGGACGUGACGAUCGAGAACAAGGCAUGCGAGUCGCCAUUGCAGGUCGCCAUCAAGCACGGCUACCGUAAAAUCGCCCAAAAACUCCACAGCAUUCUCGUCCUCGAGGCGCCCAAAAUUGAGCUCGACGAAAUCGAGCUCUUGUCCGAGCAGCCGAUUGGUCGCGGCGGCCAAGGCAUCGUGUACAAGGGGCUCUACAAAACAACCGAAGUCGCGAUCAAGACGGUCUUUGACAAGGAAGGUAUUGCCGCGUUGGAGAUUGAGAUUGAAAACAUUAUUCGGUGCAAUUCGCCGUACAUUAUCAAGCUCCUCGCGGCCUACGGCCUGCACACGAACGAGCCCAAGAUGGUGCUCGAGUAUAUGAACAGCGGCAACCUUCGGCACUACCUCAACCGCAAGCGCGACGGUCUUCCGGUCGCGCUCGAGUUCUCUACGCUGCAGAUCGCAUGGGUCAUUGCGAAUGCCAUCUGCGAUCUCCACGACAAAAACUUGCUGCAUCGGGAUUUGAAGUCGGACAACGUGCUCUUGUGCUCGAAAAACUACAUCAAGCUCGCCGACCUGGGCAUCUCGCGGCAGUACGACAUCCACACGAUGACGUCGGCGGUCGGCACGUGGCACUGGAUUGCGCCCGAGGUGUUCGACGGCGGCCACUAUGACUUCUCCGCCGACGUCUACUCGUUCGGCGUCAUCCUCACGGAGCUCGAGACGUACCAGCGACCGUACUGGAACGUGCAUCUCGGGCAGAUGACACUCAUCGACCAAGUGCGCAACGGCGUGCUCCGGCCAACGCUCUCGGCCAAGUGCGACGAGUGGUACCGCCAGCUCACGGAAGCGUGCUUACGCCACGACCCAGCGUCGCGCCCCAAGGCCAAGGAGAUCGUCAAGUGCCUCGAAGGCCAGAUUGCGCAGUCGCGGAAAUUUAUAGACAGAAGUUGGGAGACCGCGUCGUUCGCGGCCAUGACCAUGGUGCCGCUCGCCAAUCUCGCGCGCGCGGCGUAA